AAUUGGAAACACACAUAAUAAUGGCAGUUACCGAAUGUAGAGAGCUAAAAUUUAUUUCGCCGCUUUUAAAAACAUGGUCUUUUGAAGAAAAUAUUGUUAAAUGCAGAACAUCACCAUGUGGAAAUUUUUUAGCGGUGAAAGGAAAUUCUAUUUUAUCAAUCAUUCAUAUGACAUUAGAAUAUCAAGUUGAUGUAAAAGUAAAAUACACAGAUUUUAUAUGGGCUCUUUGCAAUUUGAAUAAAGAGAACUUAUCGGCUGCUACAGGAACAUGGUAUUUUGUUACUAUUGAUAUUGAAUCUAAUGUUGAAUGGCAUAGUAUAUCUAGAAAUCCACAAAAACAUUUUCAGCAUAAACUUGUAAAAAGUACUGAUGUGAAAACGCUUCUCAAGAUUUCAGAUAAUGAUAUUUCAUUGCUGUUUGCAGAAUAUGAUAAAUCUUGUUCACAGCAAAGCAUUACUUGUCUCAUAAGCAAAUCUUCAGUUGUUGUUAUUACAAUAUCAAAUCAAAAAGAGCCAUUGGUAGAGUCAACUUACAGUAUAUGCAAUUCAAAGUUUGUGGAAUGGCAGUGUUCUGAGAAUAUUAUUUAUUUAUUACAGGAAGAUUAUUUUGUGCAAAUUUUAGAUAAACAAUCAUUACAUUUACGUCAAUCAAUUAAUAUGAAAGAUAUUUUGAACUUUGAAGUUAUACACUUUGGAGUCAUUAAUGAUAUAGCUUUGUUUGUAUUCGAUUCUAAUAAUACUUUUCAUGUCUACCCUUUAUCAUGUGAGCAAAGUGCACCUAUAAACUUUAAUACAAAUGAAUACAAUACAGGUGAAUGGAAAACACGAUUACAUCUGCUUAAGGCUGCAACACUAUUACAAAAUAAACCUAAGAGCAAGUUAUUGACUCCAAAUUCUUUUUGUGGUCCGAUGUGGAUGAAUGAGCUUGAUAUUAUCUUAAUUCACGUUUCUAAAUCAAUUGUACUUCUUAAAUGCGAAAAAAGUGCAGAUAAAUCCUCAUAUAUAAUCAAAUAUGAUUAUCAAGAAAAUGAGUUUGCCUUUUGUAAAAUCCCAUCUGGCAUCUCACUGUCUUUUGGUGAAGGACAUAUGAUUCCUAUUUUAUUUGUUUCUGCUAGUCAAAUAAUGUUGCCAUUUUUCGGAGUUUCUCAAGAGGAUCUUAUUGAUAAGGUUAUUCAGUUUUCUAAUAUUUCAAUGGCUGAAAAAAUUUGCAAAGCAAAUGAAUGGGAUCAAUUUUCAAUUCCUCUUUAUACUCUUGAGGUUGGCUUGCGGCUUAGACAGUUGGAUGCCAUUGAAAUUUUUUUAAAGAGUAGAGAUAAACCUUUCACACGACAUUGGAAGCAGUUUUAUUACAAAUUAAACUCUAAUUUGGUAUCAUUUGAGUCUGAUGAAUUAAAAGAAACAAUUAAAAAGUUACAGGGUUCCAUCUUAACUGCAUCAAAGCGCAAACACGAGGACAACUUUUUUGAAGGACUGUUUAUGGUAACAAUAUGUUAUCUUAACAGUUUAAUUCAAGACGGGAUUGAGACAUUAAAAAGUUUACCUGAAGUUGUUCCAAAUAAAAAGAUUAGUUUAACCAAUCAAUCAACUGAUUUAAACCUUUUUGAAGACUUGCAUGAAACUUUAAAUUAUUUAGCCCAAGUAGUUGUUAAAUUAAGAACAUAUUUAAAGGUAUCUUUUAAUGACAAUCCACAAACAGAUUCUAUAGAUGGAGGGAAGCAACAUCAGUUUAAUUCUCAAGACCUUUUGAUCAAUGGCAAAAUAGGAACAUGGCAAAAAAAUCAGAUUUUUCAGAAAAAAGAAGUUGAAAAAGGAUCCUUGGAUUCUGCUAUUGACAUAGGAAAACAAAUUGCUCAAGAAAAAUUGGUUCAAAAUGACAUUGAUGGGGCUGUAAAAAUUCUUCUGAAUAUAGGAUUAGAACCAAACAGAGAAUUAAAAAGUAUCUAUUUUGAAACCAGCAAGAGCAGUUUAAGAGGACUCAUGUUUCCAAGAUUGCAAAAGAAAGGUCUUCUUGAUGAGAGAGAUACUGAAGAUUUCAGGUUUUUAAAAGAACUAGAAAAAUACUACAUUUCAGGAAAUCAGCAUCAAUUUAAGUUUACAUUAAAGCAAGUUCGACAAUGGAACAGCCAAACUCGAAAGAAAAUUGUUUUUGAUGGAAUAUUUUUAUCUAAUGCCACAGAGACAAUCAAUGAGGAAGAUGCAGAUUCUUUAUGGGAUUAUUUAAUUUCUCAUAACCAUAUUUCAAUCAUUGAACAUUGGUUGCUAGGUGAUGAAUGCAAACAAGUUUUUCCACCUUUUAACAUUCGUGUUAUAGAGUUAUCAUGUAUGCCACGGUAUAUGGAAAAAAGGCUUUUAAAUCUUCUUGUGAAGAAUGGAUAUUAUCCACAGUUCCUUAUAAAUAACUUUCUUAACUUACUUGAGUACUUAGGAAAAAAUGAUCUGGUCUUUUCAAGUGUGCAUCCAUUUGACUUUUACAAGUACCCACUUUCAAUCGAGAAACGAAAAUCUUUAGUGGAUGACUUUAACUACAACUUUUGUCAAUUUUGUCAAGAAAAUAACUUACCUGUUCUUAUGUGGAGGUUUAUCAAUUUCUAUAAUCUUCAUUUAUUCAAUAUCAAGUUUCCUUAUAAAGUAAGCAGUUGGUUAACUUUGAUGUUUAAUAUUUAUGAAUAUGUACAUUCUCCAGGCCAAGAUUUAAUUUCCAACAUCUUUAUGCAAAAUAUAAGUUUAAACAACCAAUCAAGCAAAACUCUUAGCAAUCUAUUAACAAAUCAUCAAGUUCUUUUAGUUCUUGCAUUGAUUCUUGUUUCAGGGAAAUCUCUAGAACAGGUUAUUGAAGGUAAUGAUGAUGUUUUUAAAGUUGAUAAGCAGUUGCUGUUUGAUUCUCUUCAAAGUUUUCCUAAACUUUUACAAUCAAUUCAAAACGAAAAAAGCUCUAAUAUGUUAAAUCUUACAAUUUAUCAACUUCUUCAGGAUAAUACAGAAAUUAAUGUGUUACGAUGGUUUACAUGGCAAGAAGGAAAUAAAUUGGCAUUAAAAGAAGAAGUUCUUUUGGAACUGCCACAUUUUUCUCAUCCACUAUUAGUGAGUAAAUAUGCCCAAGUCAUUAAACUUGAUUAUGAAUAUUACCUGAAAGAAGGUCGUCCUAUGUAUGCCUAUCUUAUAUUCAAAAAGGAAAAUUUAUGCGAAGCUAGUGCAUGCAAAACAUCAUACAAGCUGGCAAUAGAGAACUUCAGAUCACUUUCUGUUGUGUCUUCUUGUUGUUUUUUUUUGGAGUUACUUGAUCAAGAUAAUGAAAUGAUCAAAAUAGAUGCUAAAGUUAUUGAUCUUCUUUUUAAAUAUCAAAAACCAUCUGAGGAUAACAGUUUAUUAGUUGGUCUAUUUUUGGAGAAAAAAGAUUUCUUGGAAAUUCUGAAACUUCUAGAAAGUUCAAUUGAACAGCUAAUUAGUGAUAAUUUAGAGAUAAAAUUUUCAUACAAAGCAGUUUGGUAUUGGCAGUUAGCAGUGGAUUUUUGUAGAGUUCAUUUUUUACCAAUUACUGUACGUUACCUUGAAAAUUGUUGCAAUGAAGAAAAUUGGUUGCAAUUUUUUCUGUUUAUUCAUGUGCACCAGAUUCCUUCAUCUGAAGCUAUAUCUGCGUUAAAUGAGUUUAUGAAAAACAAACCAUUAAAAGAACACUUGAUUGCUAUUGUCAGCAGUACAAAACAAGUUUCUAUAGUGAAAGAGAGGAAGAAAAAAAGACAUCAGAGUUUUACAAAAAAAAGAGAUGUUCGCGCACAAUUUUAUUCACGCAUUGGUGCUUCUGCUAGUAGAGAGCCGAUAAUGUCUACACCUGAAAAUACUGCAUCAAAUGAAAAAAAUGAAGACUUUUGUGAUGGAAAAAGACAACAAAAAAAUACAGGUCAAAGACUUCCAGACAUAGCAAGUUUUUCAGGCAGUCUUUUAGAUACUUUACUAGAAUGUGAGAAAUAUGCUGAACCAUGGAAAGCGUUACUGUGUUCCUCUUAUGUUUCAUAUCAUGCUUUUCUUCCAAUUUUGGCUGCUUGCUAUAAGGAAGCAAGUCGUUUGGAAUGUAUAUGUAGCUGGUAUUUGUGCAUCCUGGAUGAUCAAGAUCGAUGCGGAGUUAUUAAAAAGCUGCAAAAUGGGUUAAGUGAAGGUUCCUUUGAUUUAUCAAAUAUAUUUAACCACACAUGGAAAACUGAAGAUUUAUUUACAAUUAUAAAAGAAAUGUUUUUACACAGUGUCAAAUAUGGCGAAAUUCCAUCACAAGGCUUUCAAAUAUUUAUGCCAGGUCACGUUCUUGUAAAAUUUUUGCAAUGUAUUGAGUCAUUUCUUAACCGGCUUGAACACAAUAAGUCUGUAUCUCUCUUAAGCAGUUUUCAAAGUAGCUUUAUUCUUUUUCUACAAGCCAAAUCAUCUCCAUAUGAUAUAACAGCUGAAAAGAUGGAGGAUUUUACUCAAGAAUGUUUAAGUCUUAUGGUUUCUAAUUGUGAAUCUCAGCUUGAUGUUCAGUUGUUAGUUAAUAUCAUUGUGGAAUCUAAAUAUGGGAACAAGUUUACAAAAAAAGUUCUUGACUUUGAUCAAAUAAAAAAAGCAGUUGACAUUAUCUAUAACUCCAACAUUGAUUAUCAGCUUGCAAAUCUUUUCACAUAUGAUACUGACAUAUUUGAUCAAGAAAUAAAGUUUGUAUUCACAAUACUGUUGCAGAACCAAGCAUAUAAACAAGCAAAAGUUUUUUCAGAUUUAUUCAAACUUCCAUUUGCUGAUAAUGUGCUUAUAUGUGAAGUAAAGAAAGAACUCAAUUAUUUACAAAAAACAAAUUCAUGGAAUGAUGUUCUCUUAAGGAAGUCAUUUUGGAAGAAAAUCGAUUUCAGAUUAUUUGAAAACAAUUGUGGUUCAUUAAUUGCAGGAACUUUUUUUGAAAAUCAAGCAAAUAAUGAUUCAUUUUCGUUUGGGGAGAAAGCUUCUUUGUUUAUGUACUCAUUAAAAUGGUUCUCAUUUAACAAAUCAGUGGAGAUCAACAAGCUGCUUAAGUUGGAUAAACUUAUGUGGUUCUACAAAAUAAAGUCACUUGUUGGAAUUCCAAAUCAAGUGGAAGCAAUUAAUGAAUUUGCAAAGGAACAAUCUUUUAUUUUAUUCCAUACGUCAACAGGAGAGUAUGAUUUUGAGCAUGAAAGCAGUAUUGAUACUGCGAGUGACAUUGUUGCAUUUGAUUUUACUGAGCAGGAAGAAAAAACUUACCAUGACCUUAUAAAUUGUUUACUUGAUCAUGAUUUUGUUGCUGAAGCUUUAAGAAUUGCAAUUUUAUUUAAAAGAACUUCAAUUCAUCUUGAUAUUGUUAAGACAUGCAUGAUGCUUGCACAAGGUAAACUAAAUGUAGAGUCUGUUAGCAAUAAUGUUAAAGCUAUUCUUGCUUCUACCACUAGUAACCAUGUUUCUGCAUCCAGUGUGUUUGAUGCAAGUUUUUCACGAACAACAAGCAUAUCUAGUAUUAACUCCAACUCUACUCCUUUUUCUGAAAUGCAUGAUUUUGUUUUUAUUGAAGAUGUUCUCAAUGCUUUGGAAAAAUUAACCCUUCGUGCAAAACAUGGGAAGAAAAUCUGUCAAAAAGAAUUAUUAAUAUUUAAAGUUGCUAGUGCAUUGCAAUUAUCAUAUGAUGAAAUUAAUUCGCAAGAUAAAUUUAAUCUUUUAAAAAAAAUUUUGGAAGCAGGUUUUGAUAAACGAAAACAGUUAUCCAAGCUAUUUAUAAAUCUUUUUUCACUAGAGAAUACAGAAGUAGUAACAUUUGUUGCAGACUCCAUGAUCAGCAUGAUCAGGAUAGACUGUGGCAUAGAGACAGAUACUCAUCAAUCUAGUAAUGAAAGUAUGAAGCUGCCAUCAUUUGAUGAUAUUGUAUCACUACUUCAGUUAACAAGUUUGCCUUCUUGUGUUGGUCAAAAGAUUCUUAACGAAGUGUAUGAAGUAUCUAGAAGAAUGAAUAAUAAUAGAGGCAUAAAUGAGAGACCAAAAAAUUGGAAAUACUUAGUUGAUCUAUUGAUUUGUGCUCAUCAUUGUGCUACAAUUAGUUGUGAUAUGGAAGGGAUUGCAGAUAUCUUGAGAGCUGCACGUAUUUCCUCAAAUUUAUUGGCAGCCGGUCAUCAGUACAAUCUGCUUGUGCGUUUGUUAACACAUGUGGGUCGUUUUAAGGAGAUGUUUUAUGUUAUUGAAACAUUGUAUAACCAUCAUCAUUUUGAAUACCUUUGUAGAAAAGGAAUAUAUAAUGAAGGAAGGUUAAAGCAAGCGUUGAUUGAUUUUAUGUUGACAUACCAUAAAGAAGACAAAGAAAACUUUGAAUUGAUUUUAGUUGGUUUUGGAAUGUACAGAGAGUAUGCUGAAAAGCUUCAGGAACAAGCUGAGAACAAAAUAGAACUUGUUCAAGAAAAACUGAAAGCAGGGCAUACUAAAGAGGUUGUUUCUGAAUUAAAAGAUAUCCAACAGUCACUUUCUUAUGCAUCUGAUUAUUUUCGAAAGGAUGGUUGCUUUCAUUAUUCACAUAAAUGCUUACAAACUGCACGCUUAGUUGAAUUGCAAAUUUAUUUGCUCCCAUCUGCGAAAUGUGUAUUAGGAUUGUCUAUUCAAGAAGUGAAACAGUUUUUAAAUAACCAUGAUAAUUUUCUUGAGGCUUUUCUAGUCGCAGAAACAUAUGGCUUGCAUGAUCCUUCAAUUUGGGUUGAUCCUCUGUAUGAGAUAGUACUUUUAAAAGACAACCUUAACAUCAGUUACCUGCAGCAGUUUAAUUGUUAUCAGUGUUUAACAACUAUUGUCGCAGAGCUUGCUACUAAGGCACGAUUGAGCAAAUCUACUUUUGCGAUUAGCAACAUGAGAAAAAUUUUGUCCUACGUUCGGGAUGUCAAAGUGAAGUUAAAAGUAUACAAAGAACUUGGUUUUACUGAUAUGGAAAAAUCGCUGAACGAAAGUUCAGCUGGAGCCUUCUUAAGAGAUCAAAUGUUUUACAUGUAAAGUUCAGCUGGAACCUUAAGAGAUCAAAUGUUUUACAUGUAAAGUUCAGUAGAAACUCUUUUAAAGUUAUUUAAAGUGAAUUUAAUUUUAUAUAUAUUUUUUUAUUCAUAA
Hydra vulgaris (swiftwater hydra) is the source of this 7106-nucleotide messenger RNA. NCBI's taxonomy places the organism in Eukaryota, Metazoa, Cnidaria, Hydrozoa, Anthoathecata, Hydridae. The record is from RefSeq and is a predicted model, not a curated record.